Aethina tumida (small hive beetle) is the source of this 6071-nucleotide messenger RNA. Its product is annotated as Ig-like and fibronectin type-III domain-containing protein 2. Bases 309 to 4649 code for a protein of 1446 amino acids. Gene Ontology annotation, molecular function: protein binding. The transcript has 24 exons. The record is from RefSeq and is a predicted model, not a curated record. NCBI's taxonomy places the organism in Eukaryota, Metazoa, Arthropoda, Insecta, Coleoptera, Nitidulidae.
UCCACUUUUGCAGUUUCAGAGGCUUUUCAGUGGAACCCUCAACUCGCAGGCGCGCGCUUUUCGUACACCAAACGCCGACUAAAUCGCGGAGCCUUUGGUUUAACUCCCGGCUCAUUGACUUGGUCCCUAUGGUUUACUAGUUAUUUUCAUCGCUUUAUCUGUGUGUAGUAGUUUAAUGGACGGACGGUAGAAUUUCGAAUUGUUGCAGCGUUGUUUAGAUUGUUUUUGCUGUUUGAAGAAAUUGUUUAAUCCACAUAGGAGGGUCCGCAAAGUGACAAAGAAGAUCAUAUGAUCAAAAACUUUGUUUGAUGGAACAACCAAGGCGAUCAGAACUCAAGAUGGCUGCGUUGAUAAAACGCAGCGUGCCUUUCCUUCUGUUGUGGGCAGCAACAUUAGGUGUAACUUCUGGUCUGCCUUCGAUGAGAGAUAGUCUGACAAAUCCGAUACACGUUUACGAGGGCGAAGACGCCCUAGUUACGUGUGUGGUGAGAGAUAUUGGGAAAAAUACGGUAAUGUGGAAGAAAGAGGAUCGCGAACGGCACAGCAUGAGGGUGCUGACAGCGGGUGCGACGAGAGUGACUGCUGAUAAGAGGUUCGCAGUCCUCCAUGACACAGAUGAAAAACCGAUUCCAUCAGGUGGUGAUGUAUGGGUUCUUCUAAUAAAAAGUCCGAAGCCGACGGACUCCGGAAUAUAUGUGUGCGAAGUAAAUAGCAACCCCAUCGUACGGAGUUUUCAUAAACUAAGUGUUUUAUCCAAAUCAAUGCUACCACCAAAUAACACCACUGAGGCUCCCUUCGAUGAUGUCAAACCUCAAAGUUUCAAUAGCAGAAAUCAUAAUUACACAGAUUGUUGUAUUGCGCAAAAUGUCUCUUUGCCAUGCUUAGGGUUCUGCAACAUUCAAAGCAUAUUGGAAGGUAGUACUGGUCAAGAUCCAGAAAACUGCGAAUCGGACUUCCCAUCGAUAGUUAAAUGUAUGGCUGACGGUAGAAAUCAUGUUCCUUGCUGCAUACAAGAAAGAGUGCCUGAUAUUUGCCAGGACGUGUGCAGGGGCGAAUACACCGCUAUCACUGAUAAUAUUAAGACCCAUUUUUCUUGUUCAGCCUAUACGGAACAGACAUUAGCUUGCAUAGUGGAAGGCAUUGAACUAUUGCCCAGCGCUCCAGAGAACGUAGAAGUGGAGGCGCUGACGGAGAAGUCGCUUAUUGUUUCCUGGAGCUCUCCUGAGUCCAACAGUGACUCAGUAACAGAAUAUUCAAUUAACGCGACAUCGCUGAAGACAUUUGAUGACCAUAUUUUGGAGCCGAUCGUCGCCAAUAAUAAAACAUCAACAUCGCACAUGAUUAACGUCAAAGUUCCUGGCAGCCAGUUUUCAACUGUAUUAAAUAAUUUAGUGCCGUUCACUAUGUACGAGGUUACCGUAACGGCACGCAACAGACACGGUUCUAGUCUACCCAGUUACAAAGUAAGAUCUUUAACACUGACACCAGGCAAAAUGAAGCAAACCAAAGUGGGUCAAGCUCCAGAACUUCCGGACAUAAAAUCAUGUUGUACAAACAAGGGAAUCGCACAUAGUACUUGCGUCAACAAACUCUGUGACCCAGCUAAAACUGAUACUGUCGAAAUUACGGAUAUGAUGAUUUGCGCUCCGUGGGCAUCAGAUACCUUUAGUUGUUUGACGAACGGAUUAGACCAUACACCCUGUUGUAAAGCCAGAGGUCUUCCUGAUAUUUGUCAGGAAUUAUGCACAGGGAAUGUUAGCAGUAUUGAUUUUAAUUAUUUUAAAUGUUUGAGGUACAUGGGAGAAUACACAAACUGCCUUCUACAAGGUUAUGGCGUACUUCCAAGUGCUCCAACUCAGGUUCAUAUAAGUAAUAUAGAAACAGAAUAUGCAAUUCUCCACUGGUCUCCUCCAAAAACCUUAGGAGAUACAGUAACUCAUUAUAAUGUACACAUCAGAAUGUUUGAUUUAGACGACGGCGAAUAUAAAGAGAUUUCUAAAGUUCAUAGUCCUUUUGUAUUAGAAGAUCUUGAAAGUGAUACGGAUUACGAAGUUUACGUGGAAGCUGUAAACACUCAUGGUACUGGUACUCCCAGUAGUAGACUAACAUUCAGAACGGAGAGCAAGUUGCUAGAGGAGAAAAUCGAAGAAGCAUCUACAUACAAUGUUACAGCUUGCUGCGUUGAAGCUCAGCUAAGUAACGUUUGUUUGCCAUUAUGUUCUUAUGAUGCAAACAUGAGCGAUUUGAAGCUGCUCGCAGGUGUAUGUAGUGUUGAAUUUCACAAGCUUCUCAGAUGUGGAGCAGGAGGUCGUAACCAUGGAACAUGUUGUACGCGACGUGGUGUUCCACCAAAUUGUUUGUCUCUAUGUUCAGGUGUCAUAGUAGAUAGUUUAUUAAGUACUGCUACAACAUGCAUUCCAUAUAUAGGAAAUAUAGCUCAAUGUUUUGAAGAAGGAACUGGAAUGCUACCUGGCCCCAUUUCUGAAUUACACGGAACUGUAGUUGAUAAAAAUACUAUUAUGCUAGAAUGGGAACCACCAGUUGAGGGCACGAAUGUAACCGAUUAUGUGAUACACUACCAAAAAGUUGAUAACACAUCUAUGCAUGAAACUUUACUAAAACUAGAUAACCAAACUAAUACCACUAUGACGACUGCCACUAUCACUGGCUUGGAAGAAAACCAAAUGUAUCAUGUAUUUGUAGUAUCAAGAAACGAACACGGCACUUCUCUUCCGUCAUCUAUAAUUGUGAUAAAACUAGUCAAAACCAAUGAAUGGGUAAAUGCAGUUACUUCGCCUCCUCAUUCUUUAGCCGUUGCAAGUCACAGUGCUACGUGGGUAACUAUUACUUGGCAACCACCUGAAUUUAGCCAUCCCUCUCAACAAAUAACUUAUAGACUAUACCAUAAGUCAACUCAGGAAACUACUUACCACAUCACUAAUACAAGCGUAACAUCACAUAUGAUAUCAGAUUUGAAUCCAAAUACCCAAUACAUUGUAUAUGUCACAGCAAUUACUGAGAAGGGAAUGAGUAUGCCUUCAGAAACAUUGAUUGCAUGGACUGACCCUGCUUACCCCGCUUUCGUAGAGCCUCCAACAGUUCAUCCAAUAAACCUUGUAAUAGAAGGUAGCAGUAUGACAAUUCUUUGUAUUGCUAUGGGUACUCCAAUGCCCACAAUCUCUUUGUACUUAUCUGGAAGACUUGUAAGACAAGAAACAACUAGACAUAUGGUAACUGUUGUGCAUAAUGUCACUCGAGACAUGGAUCAAAUCUCUUGCUACGCCGAUAACGGUUACGGAACACCCAUGCAAGCGUCCAGAAAAAUUACUAUUAGUCAUGGACCACAUAUACAAGCCAGCGGAAUAACUAUGGCACAUAUGGGCGACUCGGUAACGUUAGAGUGUCGCGUUGAUGCUGAACCUGAACCAAAAAUGAUUUUCUGGAGAAACCAUGAAGAUAGAACACCAGUAAUUCAAGGCGGAAAAUAUGAUAUAUCGAUAUCUAAAAUGAGAGACGAGGAAGAAAAGUACUUAAUGCAUCUCUCAAUAAAUAAAAUCACGGACAUGGACGUAGGAGAAUAUUAUUGCCAUGCUGAAAAUGCUUUCGGCAGUGCAACCCAACCUGUAUCUGUGCGUAUCCGUAAUAUUGCAGCAACCAACAACGUUACCCAGUGUUGUUUGGAACAAAACGUAACGAAUUCAUGCAUGGAUGCUUGCUCCUUCCAUUUGGAUAUAGAUGCCGUCAUUGAUAAGCCCGAAUGCUUAAACGAUUUCGAUAAGCUAAUGAAAUGUGCUGCGGAUGGUUCAGAUCAUAGAAACUGCUGCGCUCAGAAUAAUGUUCCUAGAAGAUGCUUAGACUAUUGUAGAGGUGAACCGAUAUUAAACAACAAAAUGUGCGUCUUAAGCUACACCAAGCAAAUAAUGAGUUGUUUCCAUGAGGGAAGAGAAAAACUUCCAGGACCACCACAGAAUGUACGCGUCGAAUUUGUAGAUGCUCAUACAAUAAAAAUCCUUUGGGAUCCUCCAGCCAAAAAUCCCCAUACUGUUGAACUAUAUCGUGUAUUCUGGCGAAAUAUUGAUAAGGCGGGUAAAAAUGGUUUUAAGGGUGACACUUCCGACAACUUUUUGAUUAUUGGAAAUCUUACGGAUGGUUCAACAUAUGAGGCUGUAGUUAAAGCUGGAAAUCACAAAGGAACUUCCACUUUAACCGACCCUAUUAAGUUCACAAUGGGUGAAAAAUACGUAACAUCGUCAGCUAGUCACGGAGAUGAUGGAGGCCAUGCUGGUGUCGUUAUAGCCAUUGUUUUAGCUUUACUUGUUGUAGCUAGUAUUGUAUGUGGUGCAAUUUGGUUUGUGAAGACGAAGAAAAUGCUAGGCAUUAAAAAUUCCAAUGGUAUUGCUUUCGAAAAUCCUAGUUACCUCCGAGAAGUAAAUAUGGAUCAUAUUCAGGUACCGCAAAAUCAAAGUGAGAAUCCGUUAGUGUCAAACGGUGCGCCAAAUGGAAUAGCAGUAUCAACUGCUUCUGGAGGAGCAGGUUGGAAGAAUGAAGCACUUCACGUUCCAGCUACUUCUACUGAAGUAAAUCCCACCCUCUAUGAGGAAUUAAAACUUGGUCAAGAUGGAGCUGGAUUCAAAAGAUUAAAGCCUUAGUAUGAGAGUGUUCUUGACGAAGGUCAUGAGUCCAGAUUUUAGAUAAAAAAUGAUGACACAUUGUCAUAGUGAUAGUAAAGUAUAAAAAAUUGUUCCAAAAAUUAUCCAAAAUUAUUGGGAAGGUUGUGGGCCAACAAUACUUUAUUCAGUUUCAAUUUGAAACUUACAAAGUUACAUUAAUAUUAAUGUAAUUUAAAUUAUAAAAUUUAGGCAUUCAAGUUAAAGGAUUUUUUUUAAAUAUCUUACCCUAAUUUUCGUCAAAAAACAUUUAUAUUGUACAAGUAAUUUAUAAAACGCUGAUAAUUUUUGGAACAUCGAAAUAUGUUGGUUUUAAUAUUUUAUUUAAUAUUAUUAAUUUCAUAAUAUUAAAUAAAUACCUCAUUUAGUUAAUUUAUUAGCUUAGGUUAUAAAAAUGUGAUUUAUUUAAUAAAAACUACACGUUAUACUUGGGAUAAUGGAUAUAGUUAUAAUAUGUCAAUCUAUGAAAAACACUCUAGAAUAUAUCACGUUGCUAGAAUAGUGUAGAACAAAAAAAAACUGCAAAACUGAAUAUAAGAAAAACAAUCAAGAAAUAUAAAGAAAAGUGAUAAAAUGGAUUAUUUUGUAUAAUAGGCCUAAUAUUCAAUAAUUGUUUAGAAACGUUUAAGCAACUAAGAAAUAUUCCAUUCCACAUUCCGUCAGAAUAUAUUACUGAUUUUUGUAGGUGCAAGAAGAAUAUGGUUUUUAUAUUUCUAGAUGGAGUUUUGAAGUCUAAAAAACAAUAUUAGUCUAGAUUAUCUAUUAUGAUUUAUACAUUUUAUAUUACAGGCGCAAAUAACCCUUUCUGCCGUUAUUUUUACCCCAAUAGCAAUACUAAACAUUUGCUCUUAAAUUUGAAUGAAUUUUAAAAUGAAUGUCUACGUAAAAUACGACUGCAAGGGCUAAUGCCGGUUAAAGCCAAUAUUUAACGCAGUAACCGCUUUGUAUAUGUCAACGAAUCCCUUCAAACUUUGAUAACUACUCUUAUAUCAACAAUAUCUACCUGAUUUCUAGUCGUUUACAUAGUAAGAGAUUUUUUUGAAAUAAAUAUAAUAUCAGUCUUUGCAGUCAACUGCUGACUGAAAUCUUAUUUCAAAGAACUCUAUAAAUUACUAAAACCAUGUUCUUUGUUAAUACAUGAUGUGUAAAAGGUGAAUGUCUAAAACGAUUACACAUCUUGUUAAGCUUAGGUGUUAUUUUCUGUAAAAUGUAUAUAUUAUGAACAAAAUAUAUACAUGAUUUGUGCCUUCCACAAAAGUAAUGUAUAGUAUAUCUGAUUUUAAUAAAUGUGUAGAGAACUUUUUAGAUGUAAUUUCUUUGUACAUAAUUUUUAACAAUUUGUAAAAUAUAUCACAACAUAGAUGAUCUAUAACAAAUAGUGAUAAAAAUAAAUAUUACAUCCCA